UCUGUACGACGGAUCUAGGGCAUUAAUCGAACUGAAUUUCAUAAAUAAGGUGGCUUGUUUGACUAUUUUCACGUAAAUGAUUUUUAAAAAAUAAGCUUACUCGUUUAACAGCGUCUACGGGACAAAGCUCCGACGGUUCUCUUCCUUUAAACUGCCACCGACACAUUCGCCAAAUCCAUCCACAUCUGUGAGUUAUUGUUUCGUGAAUGGAAGCAAUCAGGAAACAAGCCACGAGACUCAGGGAACAGGUCGCGAGGCAACAACAGGCUGUCCUCAAGCAGUUUGGGGGUGGGGGAUACGGAGGUUCAGAUAAUGUUACUGAUGAAGCUGAACUCCAGCAGCAUCAAAAACUUGAGAAGCUUUACAUAUCAACACGUGCUGCCAAGCAUUUUCAAAGGGAUAUUGUUCGUGGUGUAGAAGGUUACAUUGUUACUGGGUCCAAACAAGUUGAAAUAGGGACUAAGUUGUCAGAAGAUAGCAGGAAAUAUGGAGUUGAGAAUACAUGUACCAGCGGUAGUAUAUUAUCAAAAGCUGCAUUGAGUUUUGGUAGAGCUCGUGCUCAGAUGGAGAAGGAGCGUGGGAAUUUAUUGAAAUCAUUUGGCACACAGGUUGCUGAACCAUUAAGAGCAAUGGUAAUGGGAGCUCCAUUGGAAGAUGCUCGACAUCUUGCUCAACGAUAUGAUAGAAUGCGACAGGAAGCUGAAGUUCAGGCUAUUGAAGUUUUCAAACGCCAAGCAAAAUUGAGAGAAGGAACAGGCAAUCCUGACAUUGCUUUCAAACUUGAAGCAGCAGAAGCAAAGCUACAGGAUCUGAAAUCGAACGUGGCAAUAUUGGGGAAGGAGGCUGCUGCAGCAAUGACAGCAGUUGAAGCUCAGCAACAACGGUUGACUCUCCAGCGACUUAUUUCCAUGGUUGAAUCAGAACGUGCUUACCAUCAAAGAAUACUGGAGAUACUUGAUCGGCUAGAAGGUGAGAUGAUAUCGGAGCGCCAACAAAUUGAAGCAGCUCCUAGUUUGAGUACAGAUAGUAUGCCUCCACCUCCAUCGUAUGAAGAAGUAAAUGGUGUAUUUACUUCUCCAUUGCAUAAUGGAUCAACCGACAGCAUGGGUUACUUUUUAGGAGAAGCGUUGUACUCAUAUCAAGCUGAAUCUGACGUAGAGCUUACUUUGUCGACUGGUGACUGUGUUGUUGUUCGAAAGGUUUCAAACAACGGAUGGGCGGAAGGUGAAUGCAAAGGGAAAGCAGGUUGGUUCCCAUUUGGAUACGUUGAAAGACGGGAACGUGUUCUUGCUAGCAAGGUGGCUGAAGUGUUCUAAACCAAAUGUGUUGGAUUGAGCUUCAUCAAUCGUUGUUGUAUGUGUGUAUCCUUCAGGUCUUGGAAUGUGCUCACAGUAGAGCACGGUGCAUUCUUCUUCAUCUGUGGAUGUAUUUGUUUCGUUCCUUUGUCCUUUUUUUCCCUUUGUUUUUGCAUUUUCUUUUUUUUUUUUUUUGGUAGAUUUGGGGACAUAAUGCAUUUCUGCCCUUGUUUGAAAACAUAUUUUUCGAUCCAUUACAUACAAAAUAAC
Messenger RNA from Ilex paraguariensis (yerba mate), 1565 nucleotides. The record is from the annotation of a GenBank genome assembly. Lineage: Eukaryota; Viridiplantae; Streptophyta; Magnoliopsida; Aquifoliales; Aquifoliaceae.